CGCUACGUCAUAUGGCAGUAACCCUUAGGAGCGGAGCCCCGACAUGUAUGCUCUUUUCAAUGCUCGGAAAGCACUGGGUGUGGCAGUGGGGCGGGGCUUGCGCUGUUUGUCCCAGCUGGCCGAGUUGCCCGAAAUUCACCAGAUGCUGAGACAGACAUGCAGGGACUUCGCAGACAGAGAGUUGGCCCCCAUCGCUGCCAAGUUGGACAGGGAGCAUGCCUACCCUGCCAAGCAGGUGCGGGAUUUGGGAGAGCUGGGAGUCAUGGCGGUGGAGGUGCCAGAGAGUUUGGGAGGUGCUGGCCUCGACUACCUGGCUUACAGUCUGGCUGUGGAGGAGCUGAGCAGGGGAUGCGCCUCCACAGGGGUCAUCGUCAGCGUCAACAACUCUCUUUAUCUGGGCCCGAUCCUUAAGUUUGGCACUGAAGAGCAGAAGAAAGAGUGGAUUCCUCCUUUCACCACUGGAGAAAAAGUGGGCUGCUUUGCCUUGAGUGAGCCAGGUAACGGCAGUGACGCAGGUGCAGCCUCCACCAUGGCACGCCUUGAGGGUGAUGAGUGGGUGCUGAACGGCACCAAGGCCUGGAUCACCAACAGCUGGGACGCCUCCGCGGCCGUUGUUUUCGCCACCACAGACAAGAGCCUCAAACACAAGGGCAUCAGUGCCUUCCUGGUGCCCCUGCCCCACCCUGGAGUGUCUCUGGGUAAGAAGGAGGACAAACUGGGCAUCCGCGCCUCAUCCACUGCCAACCUCAUCAUGGAGGACUGCCGCCUUCCACUGGGCAAUCUGCUGGGCCAACGUGGCAUGGGCUUCAAGAUCGCCAUGCAAACGCUGGACAGCGGGCGGAUCGGCAUCGCUUCUCAGGCUCUGGGCAUUGCGCAGGCGGCGCUGGACUGCGCGGCCGACUACGCCCACAAGAGGACAGCUUUCGGGGCGCCCAUCGGGAAGAUGCAGGCUAUCCAGUUUAAACUGGCAGACAUGGCAGUGGCGCUAGAGAGUGCUCGUCUCCUCACGUGGAAAUCUGCCCUCCUGCGAGAUGCGAAAAAGCCCUUCUCCAAGGAAGCUGCCAUGGCCAAACUGGCAGCAUCAGAGGCAGCUACUUUCAUCUCCCACCAGGCGAUCCAGGUGUUGGGGGGAAUGGGAUAUGUGACGGACAUGCCUGCGGAGAGACACUACCGCGACGCGCGCAUAACAGAGAUAUACGAAGGAACAAGCGAGAUCCAGAGGCUAGUCAUUGCCAACCAGCUGCUGAAGGAAUACCAGCCCUGAUUGGAGGAGCCAGUCCCUGCCUCAGAACCUGCCCCACGUUGAAUUGUGCCUGGAUAUUGGUGCAACACUACAGCGUCCCCAACAAUGCAGACUCGCAGAGCGAUCGUCAUCUUAAGAUGUCUGCUCUUGGAACUCAAUCACUGUGGAUAAGUUUAAAUAUUAACUUUUUGAUUGGGGUUUUUGAAGUCUCGCCAAGAAAAAGUCCUCUGAAGUGCCACCGAUAAGUGCUUUGCGAUCACUCAAAAUUGCAGUUCCUUUAUUAACCAUGAGAGAGAGAGAGAGCUGAGUGUAAAUUCUUACCUGCGCCUGCUCUUGGAGAAGGGAUUUCAUAGGAACACAAUUACCUCACAGGAUAUGGGAGCCAUAGGUGCAGUGCUGUUCAUGCAACUGUUAGGGCUUGGAUGGUUGUUUUUGGCUGACUGAUUGUAUAUAGCCCACACAAUGCAGUUUGUGUAAAUUUUCUAAAAAAAUAAAUUAACAUCCAAAGGUAUUUAUGGUGUCUUUUUGUCAGAGACUGUCAGCAGUUAGUUGAUUUAUUUGGUAGGACUUGAUCACUUUGCUGUUGAUGAUAAAUUUACAGUUCACAAUAGUUCUGUGCACUGUACUAGAUGUACUGGAUGUACUAGUAAAUGUACAUAAUUGUACAUCAUUGCAAUGAAUUUGUCCCUGGGCCAGUAAAGUCAUAUCAUAAAAACAUG
Messenger RNA from Megalops cyprinoides (Indo-Pacific tarpon), 1962 nucleotides. RefSeq names its product acyl-CoA dehydrogenase short chain (gene acads). Gene Ontology annotation, molecular function: flavin adenine dinucleotide binding. Lineage: Eukaryota; Metazoa; Chordata; Actinopteri; Elopiformes; Megalopidae. Gene Ontology annotation, biological process: fatty acid beta-oxidation using acyl-CoA dehydrogenase; butyrate catabolic process. Gene Ontology annotation, cellular component: mitochondrion. The record is from RefSeq and is a predicted model, not a curated record. The transcript is spliced from 10 exons. The coding region runs from base 44 to 1264 and encodes 406 amino acids.